GCAAGUUACACGCGAUCAAGUCGUCGGUCACCGAGGAACAGCCGCGUCGUCGGUGCCGCACGUCAUGCCGUCCUUGCACAUCACGCCGCGCGCGUAUUUACUGCCCUUCUUUCUGCUCCUUCUGUGUCAUCACCUGCCUCUGUGGCUCUUCUGGUUCCAUCUACCUCCUUCCGUGUCGGCCUACUCCUCCUGCGACGAUACGUUCUCGCGGUGGGCAGCCGAAACGUUUGCACUGCACGUGGCCAUUCCCAGUGCGUGCGCCCUCUCCAUAAUUCUCACGUUUGUCUUGCCGAUACAUCGCUCCAAGCUGAAUCGAUCGAGUUGGUUCAGUGAAACCCCCAUCAUUGCGCUCGUCUUUCUGCUGUAUGUGGCGCUUGCGGUGUGGGGCGCGCGCGGCAUUUAUGCGUCGCAAGCAUGUUUUCCAGCAUCGAUCCAUCACCGCGGGGGUAUCCUUGCAUUCGACCUGACCAUGUCCUUGGUCGUGCUUGUCGUGUGGAUCGCGUCGAUCUGCUCAAAGAAACCAGUCUCGGAGGCCGAUAUGCGCGACCACUUCACAGGCCGUCUGCGCUGCCUCACAUAUGCAUUUCUGUGCCAACGCUACGACGACGAAGCAGACUUGUACUCGUUCUUGGCGGAGUCCAUGGCGCAGUUCUUCUACGUUCGUCGCCACGACUACGAACAUGUACUCCCGCUUCCAGAUGUCCUCUUCGCGCUCCACCUCGUGGCCAAGCGACAAGCGAGCGAACGAAAGCAGCUUCCACCGCCGUCGCCGUCCAUCGUGAUGACAGAUCCAUCCAUUUUCGACGAUGCCAUCCAAUACGGCAAACUGGCGGGGGGCAUCUACGGCUGGCGAGUCUUUCUCUACUACAAUCCGUUCUCCUGCCACAAAGUGCUGGCAUGUUGCCAUCCCCGCGACGUGCGGCGCCAUUUGGACUCGAUACGCGAGCAUUCCAAAGGCCGCCACGGACCCCGCGACGACCUGUCCUUCCUGAGCUACACGGGCGUCGUCCACACGUCCAUUCAGUACAUCUCCGGCGCCAACGAGCUGUUCAAAGUGCCGUUUUUGGUGUGCCGCAACGAUGAGAAGAAGGAGAUCGUGGUGGCAAUCCGCGGGUCGUUUUCGUGGCACGAUGUGCUCACGGACGUUGUCGGUCGAACGAUCCCCAUGGCGGACGACGAAGCGAUUCCAUCUCCCACGGGAGGCCCGAUCCACACGCAUGAAGGGGUACUGCGGUCGGCUCGCCAUCUCCUCCACGAACUCCAAUCGGGGAUGCUGCGUGGUUCGUUCUGGGACUUUGCCCAGGCGAAUUGCCGGCUAGACGACGCGAACGCCACGUGGCGAGUCGUUUUGACCGGCCACUCGCUGGGCGGCGGCAUCGCGGCGCUGCUGACCCUGAUGCUUCGGAAGGAACUGAACGUCCACGGGUAUUUGUUUGCGCCCAUGGCCGUAUUGGACGAUGCCACCGCCGACUGGACGGCUUCUUUCAUGACCACAUUCAUCUAUGGCGACGACUGGAUUCCACGUCUCUCCACUCGAAACAUCAUGCGAUUGCGCAACGAAGUCAUGCAAGAGUAUCGAAACGUGUCGAAUGCGACGCUGCUCUCGGUGUACUUGGCCAGGUUCGACCCCACGCGCAUGUCGCCGCAGAUCCAUCCGGAGUGGGCCGACUUGGAGUUGCUGCAGCCUGAGGCUGGAACGGCGCUCGUGAUCCCUGGCACGAUCUAUCAAAUUGCCCCUACGUCCAACGCCCGCCUGUGCGCGUGCGAAAAGCUCAUGGGCCGCCAGGAACUGGAGUGCAUUCGCCGCCACCGCCACGACUUUGACCGAAUAUGGGUCAACUACCGCGCCGUCGUCGAUCAUUUUCCCCAUCACUAUGACCACACCCUCCUCCGCAUGCAAGACACCAUGCGAGAGACGCGAAUGCACGAUGUGCUGUAGUCGAACCAUUCCAGUUGACUCGCUUGUAUCACACAAUAAAUGCAUGCCUUGGCACCUUCCCCGCCGAC
Aphanomyces invadans is the source of this 2007-nucleotide messenger RNA. RefSeq lists its product as hypothetical. The record is from RefSeq and is a predicted model, not a curated record. The transcript is spliced from 9 exons. Gene Ontology annotation, biological process: lipid metabolic process. Lineage: Eukaryota; Oomycota; Saprolegniomycetes; Saprolegniales; Verrucalvaceae. The coding region runs from base 65 to 1939 and encodes 624 amino acids.